AUGAUGGGAUCUCGGCAGGAGCUUCCACCUCUCCCUGUAAAUACAUCUCAUUCGAAAGCAAUCGAUACCCCAACUGUGACCCGACGGAAUCCGUGUGGAGCAAGCAGUUCCUGUACGGAGACAGUGGAGCGGGCUCAGCUGCCUGAGGCGGCUCUACGUUGCCGAUCACAACCGUCCGAACCACCGCUCGGUUCGACUAGUCCGAUUCGUACCACCGUACCACCGGACGAGCGUGACAAUAUGCUCAUCCCGAAGACCACACCACCAACUGUGGUCAUGAGUGGGACAAUCGAUAGUGGGAGUACGCAUAUGCCCACAGCAGUGGCAAUGCCAGUCACUACGGUCGGUUUGAAACGACGUCGCGGACCGAGUUUGGACACGUUUGAUUCAUUGAAUGUGACCGGAUCGGAUGCACUCACAUCAAAUCACACGCUGUGGUGUUUGUCCCCAGUAGAGAACAGCAAUCAGAAACACGCUUCAAAUCCUUCACCACAUCCCAAUGAUGCUACCUUAGUCCGGAACGGGCGUACCUCAUCCGUCCAUCCGGAAACGGGUUCGGUGUUCUCUCCGUUUGGAUCAUGGAGCAGUUCGGUCCCCGGGAUCAGUCCGUUUCGUGUGCCAUGUUCAUCGGACGGGGGUGGUGGAUCCACGGCCGGAGAUGUGUUCAUUUUCGGGUCCGGAUCGCGAUUUGAAACGGAUCCCGAUCCGGAUGAGGGAACGAUUAAACGAGAAUCGGAUCCGGGAUUGAGUCGUUUUCAUUGCCAUACAUGUCCUGUGUGCACAUACGGACGUGCGAUCGCGCAAACCACCGUGGGUGCUAUGGAUGAGGGAAUGUGGACUGAACAGACUGGCUGUGGUAUGCUAGAUGGAGAGACUGCAUGUUCUCGAAGUCCGGUUCUUUGGAAAACUAUGGAUCUUGGAAGCCACGCAACCGGUAAUGUUGAAACAGCUAUUCAACGCGGUGUCCCCUGUCCUACUCGCUAG
Molecule: messenger RNA, 984 nt
Organism: Echinostoma caproni
Lineage: Eukaryota; Metazoa; Platyhelminthes; Trematoda; Plagiorchiida; Echinostomatidae
Source: the annotation of a GenBank genome assembly